AUGGCCGCGGAAGGCGAGAUGCUCGCGGCAUGGCAGCAAGGCGGCUCCGAUUCGCCUCCGCCACCUUCGGAGCAACGGCAAGAGCAGCUAGCGGCUCCCUGGCGCGUGCGCAUGGCCGCGCGCGAGGAGAUGAAGGCGGUGGCGGACCUGCAGGCGGAAGUGUUCCACGACCCCCCGCCCGCCCCGCUGUCCGCGCUGAACGCCUUCUUCCUAGACAUGUUCAAGGCGGAGCUGUACGACAACCUGCUGCACAAGCUCAAAUACUCGCCGCCUGACAGGCACUGCAUUCUCGUGGCACAGCCUUCCACCCAGCCUUUUCCGCCUCCUGACCCGACCAUCGACCCACCUGCACGAGAAACCUCCAAGAGACCGUCACCAGCAUCCACAUCAGCAGCAGCGGCAGCAGUGGAAGUAGUGGGAGUGGUGGACCUGACAGCGCUGGACGACCGCAGUGUGUUGAAGCACCUGUCAGGCGCGCAGGACUACCUCUACCUCUCCGGCAUGGCUGUGCACGCCUCCCUCAGGCGGGAGAGCAUAGCAUCGGUGCUGUUGGCAGCGGUGGAGCAACUCUCGCUGCAGUGGGGCUUUGAGUACAUAGUGCUGCACGUGCACGAAGACAACAUAGCCGCGCGCCGCCUGUACCAGAAGGCCGGCUACCUCGCCAUUGACUGCGACAGCCGUUGGACGUCCACGCUGCUCGGCAUGCGCCGCCGCGUGCUGCUCGCCAAGCGCACCAAUGGGUACUUGAGCCGCGCUGCUGCUGCCACUGCCGCCGCUGCUGCUGGUGUUGCGGAAACGAGUGGUUUUGGGGAGAGUGGUGGUGCCAGCGGAGGGGCGAGUUUGUGUGGCGGUGGUGGGGAAGGGGAAGGGAGGGUGGAUGGAGUUGCAGCGUCUGCUUGUGCUUGUGGGUCGGCGUCUGCUGUGUCUAGUAUUUUGCCAUCGCGACAGCUUGAAUGGCAGCCUUCAGCAGUGUGCUCUUGA
Messenger RNA from Closterium sp. Yama58-4, 981 nucleotides. NCBI's taxonomy places the organism in Eukaryota, Viridiplantae, Streptophyta, Zygnematophyceae, Desmidiales, Closteriaceae. The record is from the annotation of a GenBank genome assembly.